Molecule: messenger RNA, 841 nt
Organism: Plectropomus leopardus (leopard coralgrouper)
Lineage: Eukaryota; Metazoa; Chordata; Actinopteri; Perciformes; Serranidae
Gene: aicda
Product: activation induced cytidine deaminase
Biological process (GO): cytidine to uridine editing
Cellular component (GO): nucleus; cytoplasm
Molecular function (GO): cytidine deaminase activity; zinc ion binding; RNA binding
Source: RefSeq, a predicted model, not a curated record
GCCCACGCCCGCUGAGUGACAAAGCAAAGCGCGUCUUUCAAAAUGAUUACAAAGCUAGACAGUAUACUUUUGCCCCGCAAAAAGUUCCUCUACCAUUAUAAGAACGUGCGCUGGGCAAGAGGCCGCCAUGAGACAUACCUGUGCUUUGUAGUGAAGAGGCGACUGGGGCCGGACUCCUUAUCAUUUGACUUUGGAUAUCUACGCAACCGCAACGGCUGCCAUGUAGAACUGCUGUUCCUGCGCCAACUGGGAGCCUUGUGUCCUGGUUUGUGGGGGUGCGGAGGUGAUGGAGAUAGGAGGCUCAGUUACUCCAUCACCUGGUUCUGCUCCUGGUCUCCCUGCGCCAACUGCUCCUUCAGACUGACCCAGUUCCUCAACCGAACGCCCAACCUUCGCCUCAGGAUCUUCGUCUCUCGUCUUUACUUCUGUGACAUGGAGGACAGCCGUGAAAGAGAGGGCCUGAGGAUGCUGAAAAAAGCUGGCGUGCGGAUCACAGUCAUGAGUUACAAAGACUUCUUCUAUUGCUGGCAGACCUUUGUGGCUCGUAAGCAGAGCAACUUCAAAGCCUGGGAGGAGCUGCACCAAAACUCUGUUCGGCUUGCCAGAAAACUCAGCCGCAUCCUUCAGCCCUGUGAAACAGAAGACUUGAGAGAUGCCUUCAAGCUUCUUGGACUGUGACCUCCUCUGGUGUUGCUAUUGGGUUUAUCAUUAAGUCUAUAAAGAAAAAGACAUGUUGCAUUGGUCCUUCACUACAACUGCUAAACUGAGAAUGUAAAAAGCUAAGAAAAAAUUGCUUUGAAGUUGUUGCAAGGCUUGUAACGUUAAAAAGCUGCUGCUUGCU